AUGUACACGUCUUCGUGUGAAUGGAGCCCUGGUCUCUGAUCCAUCACAACUCUUACAGGCAUGGACCCAGCACUUCCAGAGUCUUGCCAAAUCGCAAGAAGAGAAGAAUCAUGCACUAAAAGAAUCAAUCAAACAGUCAUCACCCCUGCUCUCCGCAACCUUCCAGAAGGAAGAGGUCUUUCUGGACGUUCCUUUCAGUACCGAGGAGGUAGAGCACACUGUGAACAAGAUGAAACUGAAGAAAUCUGCUGGACCGGACAAUCUCACUGCAGAACACCUGAAAUUCAGGGGUCAAACCAUCAUCACGUGGCUAACAGAGAUCUUGAACUCCAUUGUCGAUGUGGAGCGGAUCCCGUCAUGCCUCAAACUAGGAAUUACUAUCCCUGUGUACAAGGGUGGAGGCAAGGACCCCCUCAAUGCAAACAACUAUAGAGGUAUCACCCUCAAUUCAGUCAUAUCCAAAGUUUUAGAAACCCUGAUUCUCAACAGAUUGGAGCCUCUCUUCAUGGAGGCUGGCUUGCCACUUGGAAAAAGCUUUUGAUUCAGUCGAGUUCCCCAUCCUUCUGAAGAGACUGUUUGACGUCGGUGUUAACUCAAAAACGUGGCGUAUACUACAAAAUUGGUACAUCGACGGUAAAAGUUC
Geodia barretti is the source of this 643-nucleotide messenger RNA. The record is from the annotation of a GenBank genome assembly. NCBI's taxonomy places the organism in Eukaryota, Metazoa, Porifera, Demospongiae, Tetractinellida, Geodiidae.